AAAAAGAAUCAAAGUGUUUUUACUUUUUAAUGUGAGUCCUCUUGCCUGGAAGUACAUGGUGAAGUCAGAAUCUUCAGCUGGGAUUUUCUAUAGAAAGUGAUGGAAAAUUUAUGGGAAAGUGAGAUAAGAAUGAACGUGAAUAAUUGAAAUGGCCCGCUAAGAGAGUAAAAACCACUAUUUAGUUACCCUAGCAGUUAUAUCCCUCCCUAUAAUCUCUGUCUUAUCCCUCUCAAGAAAGGAAGGUAGUUAACCCAAAACCAUGGCUUCAGCAGUUGCAAUUGUAUCAUCAUACCCAUGGCUCAACUCCUCUCCUUCUCCUUCAAAGUAUUCAAAAUACCAAUCCUUCCAUCCUCCUCCUUGUCGAGUGGUCUGCCGCGGAGGAGGAUCAGAACUUCCUCCACCAGUAACACCUGACUUCAAGUUUGCUUUGCAUGAUGCCUUGGAUUCUUCUGGAGUCGACACCACUCAUGCCAGAGAAGCAAGGCAAAAUUUCAUGUCACAAAUUAAAGGGUUAUCACGUAUUGAGAGGGAAGUUAGCAUUAGCAUCAACAGACGUGUUGAUUUGGCGAAAACAGCUAUUUAUAUAUCAGCUGAGGAUUUUGCUCUCAUGUCACAGUCUUCACUUGCUCUCCCUGUGGAUCCUUUUAUUGAAAGACUGUUUGAUCUUACCAUGGAGUUUUGUAGAAGCGGUAAGGUUUUGAGGGCAUCGCCAGAGGCCCUUUUGGAUAGUUUGUACAAAUUCUUGUAUGUCGAAAAGGAUUUCCAAAGGAGCAAUGUGAUAAGUAGAUUGGAGCCACAUCCUUUGUAUCUUCAUGCUGUUUUGACAUAUCAAUCAGGUUCCGCUUAUAUGCUUGCACUUAUAUACUCUGAAAUCCUGAAAGUGCUUCGAUUUUGGAGCCUUUUGGACUUUGAUUGUGAGAUUUUCUUCCCACACGACCGGUAUGGUCUUCCAAGGGGCUAUCAUAAGCAGAAAAGUGCAGAGUCUGAUCAUCCACACAUAUUGACAGUGCAAACUCUGUUGGAGGAGAUUUUGAAAAAUGUAAAGGAGGCUUUCUGGCCCUUUCGACAUGAUCAGACUAAGAGUUUAUUCUUGAGGGCUGUGCAUGCAGUCCUUUGUACUGAUAGAUCAAACGUUGUUGAAGAAAGUGGCUUUCAGCUUGAAUCUGCAAAGUCCAGUCACCGUAGGUUGGACCGUGGCACUUUGACCAGUUUGCAUUUGGGGGACUUAAGGCUUGCAUUAUCUGGUACGCAUGUAUACGAUGGUGUUAUUCUUGCAUGUGAGCGUCUAAUACUCCUGGAAUUUGAUCCCAAGGAAUUAAGAGAUUACAGUGUUCUUCUUUACCACUGUGGACUUUAUGAGCAAUCCCUGCAUUAUCUCAAGUUGUAUCAGGACAGAAAGGGUUCUUCCUUACAAAAGCAAGCAUCCAAUGAAUUAAGCAGCUUGGAGGACGAGGCUGGGGAGAAAUUGAUGAUGCGCCUUAACCUCAUUUCAAUGGAGGAAGGUUGGAGCAAGCCCUCGCAUUCUGGAACUUUUCUUCGAAAUAACUCUGAACCAUCCUAGAGGCUAGAGCCUCAUAUCAGACAGCAAGGCAGCAAAGCAGCAAAUUCCAGCACACACAGCAAGCAAAUAUGAGCUAGGAAAACAUUGGUUUGUUAGAUUUGUUUCUGCAUGUCCACGAGGAGAAGGGAAUUUAACAAAGGUCUACAUUGCUUAUUACACGACAAGCACCCUCGGAACCUUAGACAACCGAAUUUCUAAGCUGGUGUUUCAACUUUCAACUUGGGCCUCAAUUUCUCUGCUCUGGCUCUCAUGAGGGAGGUUCAGCUCACCAAUCAAACUGGGAACAGAUUACAUUUUUGAAGGAGGUAGCUUUCAACUCAUCUGAAUAUUACAAAAGAUCUAGCUAGCCACAGUGCCACUAACAUGCAUUGUAUACUGAUGAAGAGCACUUGAUAGAGAAACCGAGCAUGAUAUAUAAAUUUAAAUGUAUGGUGCCUCUUGUUUGUAGUCCCCGCUUGUAAUUUGGCUUCUAGUGCUCUUCUGCACAUGCAGAUAUAAUAUAUAAAUUUGACUUGAAUUA
Molecule: messenger RNA, 2081 nt
Organism: Populus trichocarpa (black cottonwood)
Lineage: Eukaryota; Viridiplantae; Streptophyta; Magnoliopsida; Malpighiales; Salicaceae
Exons: 8
Coding region: 260-1561 (433 amino acids)
Source: RefSeq, a predicted model, not a curated record